GCAAGGCUUUGAACUUGUUACUUGUGAGCUCUUCUCGCUGCACCAUGAGAAAUCGGCCCAAAAGACAUUCGCCAUUCUGCGGAUGAUUCGGCUCACCUUUUACCGUUUUACUCUCAAAGACCUCCAAAUACUCUAUGGGACCUACGUCAGACUGCUCCUGGAAUACGCCAACCGAGUUGUCUACUCAGGACGCACGAAAGACGCCACCCCCGUUGAGCGUGUCCGGCGAGCCGCUACGAAAAUGGUUGCCGGCCUCAAAUCUGUGGACUAUGAAACGUGUCUCGUGGUGCUAGACCUCUUUCCCCUGGAGUAUCGCCGCCUUCGAGUGGACCUAAUUCUCACUCAAGCCCUGUUUGAACAAACCUUGACCGUUAAUCGACGGCUAACCGAAGAUGAUUUGGACACCUGCAGGGCCCUGCUGAAAUGUGAAACGCCCUCAUGUGAGGUGCGGCAGCUUGUCGCGGAUGAAUUCGAUCCGGAUGUCAGACGAACUUACAAGAAUCGUCUUCUAGAGUCUCUUCCAAGUGCUCCACCAUCAGAUGUGAACUCAUACUGGGACGAGAUUGCUACCUCUUUGCAUAGUGCUGGGAAUUUUGCCUGUGGCACGACCCAACCAGGCGCACUCAAGCACUGGAUAUCAGACCGAACGGUGGCACUACUUAAAUCUCGAAGAAAUAUCCCAGCCGGUCCCGAACAUAACCCGAUGCGAAGAGCCAUCAGACGCCAAGUGAAAAAAGUCAAAGAAAUGGAAGAGGCCCAAAAAGCCGGUAAUAGCCGAAGAUUAUUUCAGUUGAUCCGUGCGACCGGUCCCCGGAAACCACCUGUGAACGAAACCAUCAAGCAUCAGAACGGAACGAUCAUCUCGAACAAAGAAGAACGCGUCGACCGAUGGGCUAAAUACUUCGAACAACAACUGUCAUGGCCACCAGCCGGCACCCAUCUAGAGCCCACAGGUGAAGUGGAACCCUGGACGCCUGGAUCAGAUUUGGUUGGUCUACUGGCCGUGCUACAAGUUACCUUCGGUGAGAGACCACCUGUGUUUUCCAGACUACCUGCACCCUCACAGCCCAUAUCUGCAGCACCCUAUCCUCCAAGUUAUCCUCAAGUUGGUUUCUAUCCACAACCUGCUCCCGGUCGCGUAGAAAUCGGGUCCGGCUGGCAAAUGCCCACCUCGGCCAAUAUGUGUACCAUGCCCAUGCCACAGAUGCCCAACUACAACUCCCCCUUCCCAGAUUCCGUCGGACCCACUCCGAACCUUCCCAAUCCUCUGCCUGGUAAUCCGUACGAUCCACAGAAGACAGAAGCCACCGGGUCGUUAACGGAAGACCAGCUGCUACCCUCUAUCAAGUCGGCUGUGGCAGACAAGAUCCGCCGGGAGCAACAGGAGUUGAUUUAUCAGUACAACGACGAACUGAAGGCUAUUAGCCAAACACAAUCAGAAUUAAAUGAUGGACGCCAGAAGCUACGAAGAAUGAUUGAACAAAUGAAGGAGGAGCAGAAAACGGCUUCGGAAAAUUUGGAAAAGCUUGAGAGGGAGAACAAGGAACUUGAGGAACUAUGCGCCAACCUUGACUCAGCAGGGGAGGUGGACGUUGAUGAGGCAGUUUUCAUCGAGUACCCGCUCUAUCGACAGUUGGUGUCCAGCUUCGCAAAGGAACAGGCCAUCGAAGACGCCAUGUACUAUUUGCGCGAAGCACUCGGUAAAGGUGUGCUGGAUCUGGAUACGUAUUUGGAGAGAAUUCGCAGACUCUCAAAAGAUCAAUUCGAGCUCCGUUCCACGGUUCUUCUCUGUCGACAAGAGGCUGGACUGCCUGGUUAAUGUAUGCUGACACCUACUCAAGGACUCUUCGCCUCAGUAUCCCAUUCCUUGUACUGACAAGUGGACUGUACUCAGAUUUUUCAUUCACCAUACAGAAAUUGGUUUUUACCACACUUGGACAUACAGUUGACAAGUUGACCCGAGCGAGCGCAUCUUGCUACGGUCCUCGUUCCAACACUGGUACCACGGGAGUCUCGUUGGUUUUCUCCUAAAUUCAGAGAAAACACCUUUGACUUAUUGACACCAGUGAUUCGUUAUUACGGGUUUUCUCCUUUGCCUCUCUCUCAGACACGACGCCUCUGUCAACCCCAAAAAGCCGCCUUUUGUUAUUAGAUUUUUUCGAAGCUACUUACUUUAGGCGAAUAAAUUCCUCCAUUUGAUUGCCUACAGUUGGUGUCGUCUCUGUUGGAAAAUCGAAACACUGGGGAUUUACAGUCCAACUUCGCGUGCUUCAUCAUGCUUCUUUUUGUCCCCUUUAUUUAAAGGGCCCCCUAAUUUUGAAUUGUGAUGAACUGUUUAAUUUCGUGCUGUAUUUAAGCGGAUACUACCCAU
Opisthorchis viverrini is the source of this 2371-nucleotide messenger RNA. RefSeq lists its product as hypothetical. Bases 83 to 1819 code for a protein of 578 amino acids. Gene Ontology annotation, cellular component: ESCRT I complex. Gene Ontology annotation, molecular function: ubiquitin binding. The record is from RefSeq and is a predicted model, not a curated record. Gene Ontology annotation, biological process: endosome to lysosome transport. Lineage: Eukaryota; Metazoa; Platyhelminthes; Trematoda; Opisthorchiida; Opisthorchiidae. The transcript has 9 exons.